CGAGGGAGUAGGAGGUCCGGGUCGCCAUAUUGGCUGAUUGUGCGAGCCUUCUGUCGUCGCCGUGAGAGCUGAGCUGUCGUCCGCCCAGCUGAGACGUUAACGCGCGCGCGAAAGAGCUUCUCGGCUCUAUCGAAACGUGAUUUCGAGGACAGGCCGGCACCGGGAAUUACGAAAUCAAUAGAUCGAAGGGAACCGGAUCGGAACCGGCGACACGUCGUAUAUUUUUCUUUCUCGGUGCUCGUUCGCUCGGGCUUAUUUCGCCAGUUCCCGCGGUUGGUGUGUGCGUGUGUGUGUGUGUGACACGUUGUUCGACGCUGUCGUCGAACCCGGAGAACAGUCUCUAGGAGUGAUAAUAUACACGGUCGUUGGACCGUAAGGUGCGUGAGCUUGGGAAAAGUUGAGUGUGACAGCAGCAACGACAGUAUGGCGGGACAGACGAUAAACGACAGGUUGCUAGCAGCGAGACACAGUCUCGCCGGGCAGGGCCUUGCGAAAUCUGUGUGUAAAGCCACCACCGAGGAGAUGAUAGGUCCGAAAAAGAAGCAUCUCGACUAUUUACUCCACUGCACGCACGAGCCGAACGUGUCGAUACCACAGCUGGCGAACCUGCUGAUAGAACGGUCGCAGAACACAAAUUGGACGGUCGUUUUCAAAGCUUUGAUCACGGUUCACCAUAUGCUCUGUUACGGCAAUGAGAGGUUUAUGCAGUAUCUGGCAUCCACCAGCACGUUUCAGCUCAGUAAUUUUCUUGAUAAAAGCGGCGUGCAAGCAGGAGCACGUAUUGGCUACGACAUGUCGCCGUUCAUCAGGCGGUACACAAAGUAUCUCAACGAAAAGGCGCUCUCCUACAGGACCGUGGCGUUCGAUUUCUGCAAAAUGAAGAGAGGGAAGGAAGACGGCACCCUGCGCACAAUGAACGCCGAGAAACUGUUGAAAACCUUGCCAGUCUUGCAGUCGCAGCUGGAUGCGCUGCUGGAAUUCGACUGCACUGCCAAUGAUCUCACAAACGGCGUUAUAAACAUGGCUUACAUGCUUCUCUUCCGGGAUUUGAUUCGAUUGUUCGCUUGCUACAACGACGGCAUUAUUAAUCUGUUAGAAAAGUAUUUUGAUAUGAAUAAGAAGCAGUGCCGCGAAGCUUUAGACUUGUACAAGAAGUUUCUCAUACGAAUGGAUCGGGUCGGUGAAUUCUUGAAGGUCGCCGAGAACGUCGGUAUCGAUAAAGGAGAGAUACCUGAUCUAACAAAGGCCCCAAGUAGCUUAUUGGAUGCGUUAGAGCAGCAUCUUGCCUCGCUGGAAGGAAAGAAGGGUUCCGCGGCAAAUACUCCCACGCAGUCUGCAAGCAAUAGAACGAAUGUAAAGUCGGGAGUGUCCGCCCUGUCUUCCACCAGUACUGCGUUUGGAACAGCAGCCAGUAAUAACCUCGACCACACCGGAAAUGGACAUAUCGACGAAGCGUUGCGACAGCAGGCCCUCGCGGAAGAGGAGGCCGCCAUGAAUCAGUACAAGGCAAAAGUGCAAUCCCUGACGACCGGCCCGAGCACAAAUCCAUUCCUCAGUUCGCCGACGAACAAUGCCGAUCAGCCAAUCGUGGAUUUGUUUGGAGCACCAACGGCGACAGCUGACAAUCAGUCGCAGAAAGCGUCAGACGAUCUGCUCCAGUUAGCAGGCAAUCCUUUCGCGGAUAUGUUUGGCGGUCCGCAGCCUGCACCUGCACAAACUGCACAAGCGCAGAACAAUAUGUGGAUGACUAACGGUAACGGUUUCGCAGCAGCGCCACCAGCAAAUAAUAACUUUGUUACAGAUAACAGUUUCUCUUCCGUGUUCGGUAAUCAAGACUCUCAAUCUGCUGGUGCUCCAGGAGCGGCCGGAUCCGUACUGAAUCCCUUCAUGCCCGACUUCCCCUCCCUCGGUUCCCAGCCACCGCAGUCGAACGCAGCCGGUUUCGGUCUCUUCGAGCAGGGUGCCGCGGGCGCCGCGAACGCGUCGAGCGGCGGCGAGAGCCAACAGCAAUCGCAGUCUGGCGACCUGUUCAGUGCUGGCGGCCAGGCAGAUCUCUUUGGGGGCGACUCUGCAGUGCUCAAGACCACGGAGGGAGCCGCCGGGGACGGUGCCGGCGAGACGACGUCCUCUGCGGCUCUGGCCUCCGGUAAGUCCACUGCCACGCCGCCUCCCAGACCGCCGCCUCCCGCGACAGCAACGAACGGUACACCCAGACCCUCAUCUCCGACAGUUCACGGAGCGGCGGUCGGGAAACCUGGCACAGGAACGACCGGUGGAUCCGCCGCCGCCGCUCCUAGCAAGAGCGCGCUCGACGAUUUGAACGAUAGUAUUCGUAUGGCACUGGGCGGGUCUCCAUCCCGACCGGCACCCGUCGCUCAGCAACAUCCAGCCGCGCAACAAGCACAGCAACCGCCAAAGGGUUUCGGCAUGUUCGAUAUGGCCGCUAAUAUGCCCGCCACCGGGCAACCCGUUGUGCCCGGCGGACCGAUGCCCGGCUACGGUAUCCCCACCCAAGUCCCGGCGGGGUACGGUUCCCCGGCGAAGCAGCCGAUCUCAGCAGCAGGACAGCAGCCGAACGCAACGUCCACUGGCAAAGUCUUGACCGGAGAUUUGGACAGUAGUCUCGCUAGUCUUGCCCAGAAUUUGACUAUCAACAAGAGUGCGCAGCAACAAGUCAAGGGAAUGCAGUGGAACUCGCCUAAAAAUGCUGCCAAAACGGGUGGACCGGCCGGAUGGACACCUCAGCCUAUGGCGGCUACAACGGGCGCUGGUUAUCGUCCAAUGGGUCAAGGAAUGACGCAACUUCCUCCAACUACCCUGGGCUUCCCUCCCCACUCCGCGCCAUUGGGAAUGCAAGGUGUGCCAAUGGGCAUGCAGGGCAUGAGGCCAAUGAUGAACACAAUGCCUGGUGGUCCUGGUGGCAUGAUGGUUGCGGUAGGAGGUGCCCCAAUGAUGAUGCCCAACGCGAAUCCUAUGAUGGGUGCUAAUCUUCAACAGCAACAGCAACCGCAGCAGCAGCAGCAGCAACAACAACAACAACAACAACAACAACAACAACAACAACAACAACAACAACAACAACCCCAGGCUGCUGCACAGCCACAAAAUAACGCAGUUCAGCUAGAUCCGUUCGGUGCUCUGUGAAGAGAUUAGGAGUUCGGAUUGGAACCGAGCGGACGAAGCACCAACUCUGUAAAUACCGUGUAAUAUGCCUAGAAAAUGUGCCCUGCUUGCUCUCGUUAUUCUACGUAAUCCGUAAGGAUCCGGCCCCGUGUCCGCGAAGUCUGCUAAUUGGAUCGUCCUCCGAGGAACGGGACGGCGAUGACGGAUCAUCCGUUAAUAUUUCUACUGCUGAUCGAGUAUAAUCGCAUAUACGGGUUUUACUCACUUUUACGGCGGUUGCCUUAAAGGAGAUACGCGUAGUCUCAGAGUAUACACACACACAAUUCUACGAGGCGACUAAAGCAAGAUAGAGAGAGAGAGAAAAGAGAGAAAAGAGAGAGAAAGUUUAGAGAACGAGUUACAAACAAGCCGUAUUGCGUUUAGAAUUCCAUGAUCGUGGAUGCGACUAUUCCGUAAGAGUUGACUGUGAUAGUAUUGCAUCGACAUUGUAGCGUUUUCCAGUUGAUCCCAGGACGGGGGUGACACCGAUUGUAACAGGAGAGAAUGUGCGUGUAAAAGAGAGAGAGAGAAUGAGAGUAUGGGUAUGCAUGGGAGAGAGAGUGAAAGGGAAAGUCAUAAACGGCGGCCAGGAAGAAAUUUUUGUUCUUUUUUCGUAGCAAAGGUAGAGAGUUUAAGUAGCAGUACCCACAAAGCUUUAUACAUACUGGAAAGGUGUCGAGUAAACGGAGCAUCUCUGUACGAAGAGAGCGCGUUUGAUCGGUUCGUCGUGAUUCUAAACGUACAUACGCCGAGAAAAUUAUAUAUAUAUAUAGUUGGCUGAUGCAUGUAUCCAUAUUAUUGUAAAAUUUGCGUACACCGCGUGUACGAAACCGCGCGAAAGAUACAACGUUGAAGCUAUAAAUAUCUAACAAACAAACAAAAAAAAAAAAAUUAUAUAUAUAAAUAUAUAUAAAUAAAUGUAUAUGUAUAUGGGCGUAAUCCUAAACUGGCGCACCCGUGUUGCUCUCCACGUUUCAUUUCCGUACUCUUUAAGGUGUAAUCUUUUGAUUUCGACUCAGGGCGCUGAAGCAGUUACGACGUAUCCUUUGUUAAAGUAUUAAAUACUAUACGAUAUAUGCGACAUCAUACAUACAUGCAUACGUACAUAAAUACACACGCGCGCGUGCGCGCGCGAUUAUAUAUUAUACACACACAUAUAUACAUAUACAAUAUACAUAUUAUAUAGGUAGAGAGUGCAUGAGAGCGAGAGCGAGUGAAAGAUGAAUGGAAUAUUAGUUGGUCUCACUAAUGUUCUCUAUCCGUAUACCGUUCCGAAUUGUCUUAAUUAGGUAAUUAAACGAACUAUGUACACAAAGUUAAGAUUAUGAUACUCAUAUGAUUAUUAUGAAUGUAAUAUCGCGAGUCUACGAUUCAGUAUGGUACUAUUAAUAUAGUCAAUAAUUCCUGUUCUAAGGUCUAAUUCGGGAUUCGUUUCGUCCCUCGGCAGACGCAGAUACCUCCACGAAGAAUUGUUCGCUGUUCGCCGAGUGUCGUUUAUUUUCGUCCGAAGGCUGCACCGAAUCCUAACCGGGAGACCAAUUGCAUCAACAUUUUAUCUUGUUUUCCGUGGCGUUGUAAUCCCCCCACACGCUUUGUGGUUGAUUUGAACGGUAUUCGUGAGAGUAGUCGUGUACAGUGACAGGGAGAGCCAAGAAAAAAUCGGAUUUGAAGCGAGAAUGUUUUGGUCGUGUUGUUUCGACUGUUGCGGGUUGCGAUCAUCAAUGAAACUCUGAACUUUUAAGUAUAGGGAAUUUAAAGAAAUACCAGUGAGUUACGUGGACCCACAAAGCAUACAAAACAGGUGCAAAUGAGUUUGUAAGAAAAUUUUGUUGUUAAGUUCUAAUCAGGAAUCCUGCUUCGUUAUAUGUUAGAUCGUCUGGAAAGUUCGAGGUCCAUGUUUCUCACCUUGUAUCUUCUUUUACGUUCAAAUAUAGUCUUCGUCUUGUUCGAUAAUCUUUUCCCAUUUCUUUGGUGAUUUCAAUGCGGGGGAAUAAGGUGGAUGUUAUCAAAUUUCCCAGCCAAAUUUUUUUUACACGGUUCUGAUUCAUGAAUUGUGGGCGUUGAUUAGUUUUUAGGAGUUUAUAGUAAACAACACCUCAGUAAUCUCAUCAAACACUCAAGAGUUUGCGUGGGUGUAAUCGUACUUUCGCCACCUUUUGAGGCAUUUCAUUUGUUUUCCACCAACUCUCUUUCCUUUUUGAAUUCUCAAAUAAAAUCCAUUUCUCAUCUCUGUUCAUAAUUCGUUUAAAAAAUGGUGCAGUUUUGAUUUCAUUCCAAGUCUUUUUACUGGAGAUUUUGCACAUUUCAAUUAGAAUUCACUAAUGAACAAAUAACAUUGUCGUCUACGGUAGAUGGUCGUUCUUCAUCUUCUCAGCAAUAAUUUCCUCGUCUAAAAUAGCUUUCUAUAAGUGCAAUGAGAUACAUUACACUUUCCAUAUACACUACAAAUGCUUUUUGCAUUACUCAAGAAAAAAAAAAGAAAUUCGCUAUGCCUGAAACAGCACAAACAUUCCGGACGAAUUCAUACAAAUCGAACUUGACUAUUUAAAACGCUUCCUUAUUGUUAGAAUAAUUGGUCCGUAGUAAAACUUUGUAAUAACUAGACUGCGGAUCUUUAUGCAAAUUCAUAUUUUUAUUAAUAGAAUUAAUAAAAUGGAAGCUUUGUAGAUGAUUGUCUCAACCCUUAAAUAUAACAAUUCGUAUCUUACUUUAAGUAUUUCUUAUAUUUUUGCAUAUUAAGUGCAUUCUGUAGUUUCUUGAGAAUUAAAAUUCCCCAUAAAUGCAUAAACAUCCGCAGUCUAGUAAUAACAGUACAGAGAGUCUGUUUUCUCUGGAUGAAAUGACGAUUUUUGUGAAUUUUGCAAAGCUCAAACGGAACCUAUUUAAAGUGCAAAAAUGAAUAAACAACAAAAAUACGAACGAUGAACGCAGUAGAUGACAAUGGUUAAAAGCGAUUCAUCGAGUCAGUUAUUUCUAUUCAACGCUGCCAGUUAAUUGUUGGAACUUGUUCAUCGAGAUCGCAAUUCCGCUAGUUCGAGCAAAGAGAGUCCCAGGAUGAGGAAGAACGAGUCGAUGAGAAUGCGAGAAAGUGUUGUCUGAAGCGUUGGACUGAAAGAAGUCAGGGGUGCGUAGCCUAGUUUCACAUCGGUCCAUGAGAAUCCAUACCGAGGAUCAAGAAGGUACAAAUCACGCCGGAAUCCAACGGAACUUAUUCUAAAAGAGGCAACAAACAAUACGAAUUGUAAUAACGAUAAUUAAACUCUUAUUGUUCUUCGAGCGAUUCUCUUUAUUAAAUGUAGCGCCCACGAAAUUGUUCCCAAUCUUUUUCACCCGUCGUUGUUCGAGAAAUUCGUGCACCCCUGAUGCGAAGUCCGUGUUUUGCAACAUACCUAGCUUAGCUGUCUUUGUAUAAUACGGUUCUAGGACUUGGCGAGAGCAACGGCCAUAGGAGACUAGAUCAUAAAUUACAUGUUCAAUUAACGACUACGGAUCACGCGAGAAACUGAUCACCAUUAAGUUUAAGAGAGUGGUCCCCGAAUCUGUGCACCAUCAUAAAGCUGAGGAUGUCCUGCCAAUAUAUGAAAGUCAUUAGUUUUUAUCUGUUUUAGUUAACGAGAGACCGUUGAUCCGGACUGCUUGAAGGUGAAGAGUAUUUGAAGUUGAAUGGGGUUCCGAAUUGAUAAGGUUCUAUCGUUGGAACAUCUUGAUUGUUAACGUUUUACAAAAUUUUGGGUCGUAGAAGUUAGCUUCUCGAUUUUUUUGGGGGAGAAGACGGGGAUUAACAAAGAUAUUUCUGCCUUUCCUUUGCAUCGUAUUUAAGAGCAGUUCCAUACAGAGAUAUAUUACUUUAAAGAAGUCAAAAUUAUAAAAGAAAAAUAAUCAUAGCUCAUAAAUACGGUAGUAGAAAUUUUAAUUGAUGCGGUUUGAAUUAAUGGGGAUUUCACUUUGCACAAAAAAUGAGAGAAUAGUGACAUAGCAGAACCUCGUUAAUUCGGGCUCGCUAAGUUGUCCAGAUUAACAAGAUUGCACCGAAUUAGCAACAAAGGGAAAAGCUAAAAUGUUGUACCUUGAAAUUGUAAGUCUUAUCAGGCUCGACAACGCGGAACAAACGGUUCUUUAUACCUGACAUAUUUCACUUUUCGUUCUAAGAAGGUCAGGUGAAUGUUGAUAAUGAUGGUGAUUGACGUGUAUCGUCGGACGCGUUCGAACGAUAUUCAAAAUUCCAAAGCAACAAACGUCUGUGUAAACUUACUGGUGAUCGAGUGUAACAGGACAAUAUUACAUAUACAUAUAUAAACGCAUAUUUUAUCGAGAAUCAUAGAGCAGUAGCAAUCUAUGUAACUCUCCCCUGUAAGCUAGCGAAAGACAACACAAUAUUUAGAAACAAAAAAAGAAAAAAAAACGAAUGCUAUAUGAAAUCUUUCGUCGACCAUUAAUACGUUCAGUGCCACGAAGGAUCUCGAGAUUCCUUCUAGCUUCACCUUUACCAUUGUAACACCUUCAUUCUCAUCCGAAUGGUUUGAGCCCUGAACUUAUUGUUAGAUCACGACCACCCGUGUGUUUUGAUCUCUCAACCAACACGAUAUGAAAUCAAAAUGAUCUACACUGUUCUUUAAGACUGUUCAAAAUAAUUAGAGGAUUAUCUGUCCGAAUAAUUUCAACGCUCUGCAAGGUAUAAGUUCAUAAAUCAGACAUUUAAGUGGUCGUAUACAGUGUUCGGUUCAGUUUUUCGAAUUGUUCGGAGACACUGAUCUUCUAACUAUAUCGAGCAACGUCGCAGUCUAUUAUUUAUUGGAAACGUUUGUAGUUCCGCAACAAUUUAGUCCAGAACGAAGAACAUGUACAGUGAUACAUGUACCUAGUAAGAUAAAUUAUACGUUUCAGCUCUUUUGUUCUGUCCGGGUCGAAUCAAUCCCAUUUCAUCGGUUGGGAAUUAAUGUUAACACAUUACUGGCAAACGGCGUAUAAUAAUAUCUCUAAAGGGUAUAGCCGGAUAAGAUGGUCAAAAGUGCCCUUGAGCCAAACUGAUCAGUGAACAUAUCAGUUAAUAGACCAUUCAAAGAAAACCAUUUGUGUCAAAUAUCAACCCCGUACCCUUACUGAGAGGGUAGUUACAGGGCGUAACGCAAUUUUCAGUUUAAGCUGUAUAUCUUUUGUUGUAUUGUAUCAAAGAGUUUGAAAAAAAUUGGGGGUAUUUUACUCUACGGCGUACGUAUUUGUGAAUUUUUUCCGAAUUUUUCACCGCAAAAUGGAUUUUUAAAAAAUUCGAAAAGUAUAAAAAUAUAAUAAUU
This is a messenger RNA of Colletes gigas, 8453 nucleotides long. It is a transcript of the gene lap, whose product is annotated as phosphatidylinositol-binding clathrin assembly protein LAP. The transcript is spliced from 19 exons. The record is from RefSeq and is a predicted model, not a curated record. The coding region runs from base 424 to 3144 and encodes 906 amino acids. Gene Ontology annotation, biological process: synaptic vesicle budding from presynaptic endocytic zone membrane; clathrin-dependent endocytosis; clathrin coat assembly. Gene Ontology annotation, cellular component: synaptic vesicle; clathrin-coated vesicle; clathrin-coated pit. Gene Ontology annotation, molecular function: 1-phosphatidylinositol binding; phosphatidylinositol-4,5-bisphosphate binding; clathrin heavy chain binding. Lineage: Eukaryota; Metazoa; Arthropoda; Insecta; Hymenoptera; Colletidae.